Messenger RNA from Fukomys damarensis (Damara mole-rat), 1505 nucleotides. RefSeq names its product BCL2 like 15 (gene Bcl2l15). The transcript has 4 exons. Bases 854 to 1348 code for a protein of 164 amino acids. Gene Ontology annotation, biological process: regulation of apoptotic process. Lineage: Eukaryota; Metazoa; Chordata; Mammalia; Rodentia; Bathyergidae. The record is from RefSeq and is a predicted model, not a curated record. Gene Ontology annotation, cellular component: nucleus; cytosol.
UACAAUUUCAAAAUUACAGUCUCCUUGUCUCCUUUUAACCUAUCUUUAUUUCCAUUGUGCUACCUCACUUCUAUCUCAAAUGGUCCUAUUUCUCCCUUCUUGCUUAAUGACUCACAAUUUAUCCUUCCGCCCACAUUCAGACGUUCUAAAGAAGCUUUCACAAUCCCUGUAAGUAUUCUUCCCUAUUAUACUCGCAUAGCACAAGUAUCUCAAAAGCAUAAGAAAUUCCUGGAUUUGUGAUUUAUCAAUUAAUAGCUCAGUCACUGUGUAAGAUUGUGGCAAAUAAGUACCAUAGUGAGAAGUUGAAUGCUGACAUAUUGUAACUUCAAAACUUUCCUUUUAAAUUACACCAUACACAGAACCUAACAGGAAGUGUUUGUUUAUUUAUUUAUUUAUUUAUUGCACCAGGGAUCGAACUCUGGUCCUUGCGCUUGUGCUUGUGAGGCAGGCAGCGGAACCACUGAGAUAAAUCCCCGGCCCCAGGAAGUAUUUCUUAAUGAAAUUACCCCAGAGACUCUUCCUCGACUUGAUUUCAGUUCUAAAUUGGCUACGCAAGAAUACAAGUUAUUCAUUAGCAAUAUAUACUGGCUAGGGUGUGGUUCCGAGAUAAGGAACUGAAAGUCUUCAACCUGUCUCCUUAGUUCUGUGUCAGUAAGCUCUUGAGACAAGUCCCAUUUUUCUGAACAAGUAUUUUUAAGGAAAUCUGAUGGGAAAACAAUUCGAGGACUACACGUCCGAUUAGGGAAGUUUACAAGAGUUAGACUCAUCUGCUAGUUUACCAGUAUUUCUGCCUUCCUGUUGAGCUAAAUUGCUUGUUUUGUGGAAGAGCAAAACCCAGCAGCAAACAUCUGAAAUGAAGAGGAGUCCUCGAACUUUUGAGGAGCAAACAGAAUGCAUCAUCAACACUUUACUCACGGACUUAUUGAGCCCAAGAGUAGGGGUCACUAAUCGGAACCUAUGCGGUGUAGAUGAACCAGACUCAGGAGAGGCUUCCUCUUUUGAUGAAGCUGUCAUUGUUGGACGACUUCGGAUGAUAGGUGACCAGUUCAAAAGUGAGAUAGAAACUUCUGCCGGUAAUGUCAUCGCAGCGACGACUGGGGGACAGGCAGGAGCUGUGCUCCAGCACACAGUGCACUCUCUCUGCCAGGCCUGGUGUACGCAGGAUUCCAGCCUCGCUUAUGAGAAAGCCUUUCUGGGAGUGUCAGUAAAACUUCUGGAAUGUGUGGCCCGUGUGGCUCCUGAAGUGGUAAAACAGGUGGCUGUGACAGUGAUAGAUACGAUCAACAGGAACAGAGCCAUCUGUGAGUUCAUCCAGGGCCUGGGAGGAUGGGAAAAUCUGGAGAGCUGAAGACAUUUAAUUAUUCUUGACUGAGCUUCACUUCUUUGAUCAGCUGAUUAAUUUCUAACAGUUAAACAGACAAAUUUAAAAACCACUGUACUGCCGGGUGUGGUGGCGCACGCCUGUAAUCCCACCACUCCAGAGGCUGAGGCAGGAGGAUCACUUU